Chara braunii is the source of this 2215-nucleotide messenger RNA. The record is from the annotation of a GenBank genome assembly. NCBI's taxonomy places the organism in Eukaryota, Viridiplantae, Streptophyta, Charophyceae, Charales, Characeae.
CCAAACGAGAUCUAUGUUGGCGGGCCGUUCCCUCUGCGUCGUGGGUGCCAUCUGAAGGAGGAAAGCGGUAGCGUCCACGGCGGAAGGGAAUGAGUGGGACUGACGGCGAGGCUUGCACGUAGGAGAGAGGGUAGGAGGAGAAGGAAAGGCGAACGGAGUGUAGGACGAGAAGGAAGGGCGAACGGAGAAUGAAAUUGGGCGGGGUUAGGUGGACCGCGUGGUGCUGAGAGCGGAGGUGGAGGGAAACACAUCAUCUCUGUACCGUCGACUUGAGCGGGCGAGGAUUCCUUUUGCAAAAUACGUAAGACUGUUUGCAGUUGACCACCGAGCAGGCCCCGUGUUUGGUUACUCUCUCCUCCCUCCCCGGCGAAUGAAAGGCAGACUCGAGCGAGUAAUAAUCAAGUGGCGAAGGGGAAGAAUGAUGUGAUGCGUUGGAGUUGAAGGAGUGAUUGACUUGGGGAUUGGCUGGACCGGGUGGUUGCGACUGUUCGUUACAGCGGCGAUCCGCCGGGCCCGGUAUUGCGCCGAGGAUAGAUCAACAGGAGGAUUGAUUGAUCGAUCCAUGUGUCUGGAGGGAGUGGGGUUCGCGUUGUUAAUGAAUCGCUUGGAGUAAUUGGGCUCGUUGAUUGAUGGAUGGACCGAUUGCUUGAGUGGUAGAGUAACCGGUUGGCUGAUUGGCUGAGUGAGAGGGGCGGUGACGGAUCGCUGUUGGACACAGUUGGCUGACGCUCACGCCCAAGGAGUCGACAAACAGGGAGGAGGGCAAAAUGAAUCCGUUCAGGCUUGCGGGGGACAUGACCCAUCUGGCGAGCAUUUGUCUGCUGCUGCUGAAAAUCCACACUAUGAAAUCGUGCGCCGGAGUCUCUCUCAAGACCCAAGAACUGUAUGCUCUUGUCUUUGUGACGAGGUAUCUGGACCUUUUCUCCAACUUUGUGUCCAUGUACAACACCAUCAUGAAGAUAAUUUUCCUGAGUAGCACGUUCGGCAUCAUUUGGUACAUGCGAGGUCACAAGCUGGUACGCCAGUCUUAUGACAAGGAACAAGACACAUUCAGGCAUUACUUUCUCGUCAUACCGUGUAUGGUACUUGCCCUUGUCAUCCACAGCAAAUUCACGUUAUUAGAGGUGUUAUGGACUUUUUCUAUUUAUCUUGAAGCGGUUGCAAUUCUGCCACAGCUUGUGUUGUUGCAACGAACAAGAAACAUUGAUAAUUUGACUGGGAACUACAUCUUCUGUCUUGGCGCUUACCGAGCUUUGUACCUUUUGAACUGGAUCUACCGGUAUUUCAUGGAAAAGAAUUAUCAUGCACAAUGGAUAACAUGGAUGGCCGGUAUGAUUCAGACAGCAAUCUAUGCGGACUUCUUCUAUUACUAUUUCAAAAGCUGGAAGAAGAACGAGAGACUAAAGUUGCCUGCGUGAGACCCUGCUUCCUUGUUUUGAUUUGCUGCAGGGGAUGAAUCACUGUAGCGUUCUCAUCAACGGAGGGGAUUACUCCAGAACAGCCAAAGGGAGCCAUUCGGGCCACGGCACAACAGAUAGACAUGUAUGGUCUGGAUAAAGAGCAGAGAGGAAUUUUGAGACAAACAACAUCUGGAAGAUGAACGCGCUUCACAGGUUUCGAGUGAUACAAGGUGCUUUCAUUGGUCACUCGACUAACUAUUUGGGUUGCGGACAAGGUGUCUAUGAACCGGGGAAGGCGAGGAAGAUGCAAUUAUUGGUUUCACCCACACACUUGCUGGCUUUACUUGCCGUGUGACCGUAAGUAAUACUCACCAAAAGAUAGAGUAUUGAUAUUGCCCCUCGUUCUGCUCACGGUGGAAGGUCUACUUCUGCGAACUUUCUGGGUGCGGCUUUUUCUUUUUCCACUGCACUCUUUGUUUCCUUUCUGAUGUCUUUAAUAUUCAGACCAAUACAUGUUUUUGAUGUAAUGAGGAGAUCAAAGUUUUGGGGAAAAAGCAUUUUCUCGAUUUCAGAAUGCGAGCUCAGAUGAUCUCAGCUGUUGUUGCCUUCAUAGCCAUUAGGCUGCUGAUCCUGGUGAUUGUGUUACACCACGUGUUGUUCCAGCAGUUGUCAUCUUCCAAGGAUGCCGAUAUCUGCAAUAAUGACACCUUGUUUUGUCCCGUCUGCUGUUUAAUAUGGUCCACUACUGCCUGCAGAAAUGAUGCUCCCAAGCUAUUGUCAUUAGAACUCUUUUAUAAUAAAUAAGGUCCGAACGG